AUGUCAUCUUUUGAGUCGCUGCCCAACCCGACGUGCUACUACAACCACCACGAGUAUAUCGCGGGCGGACCCGACGAGGACUGGGCCGUGCAAAACCAGCCCGACCUGUACCAAACCGGCCAGAGCGCCCCCUCUCCGCCCUCAUCAUCAUCUUCUUCUGCGUCUUCCUCCUCUUCGUCUUCUGGUUCCGCUUCGUCGCCCAACCAAGGGGGCGCCCACCAGCGGCAGUCGCCCGAGAACCGUGGCCUGUUCGCCAAGCUCAAGCGUCUGUCGGGCGUCUUCGCCACCCACAAGCCCGCAGGCAGCCAACACCACGACGAGCUGACCACUGCCGCAUACGGCGACCCAGUCUAG
This is a messenger RNA of Acanthamoeba castellanii str. Neff, 354 nucleotides long. RefSeq lists its product as uncharacterized. The transcript has 2 exons. Bases 1 to 354 code for a protein of 117 amino acids. The record is from RefSeq and is a predicted model, not a curated record. Lineage: Eukaryota; Discosea; Longamoebia; Acanthamoebidae.